This is a messenger RNA of Paramecium tetraurelia, 1446 nucleotides long. RefSeq lists its product as uncharacterized. The record is from RefSeq and is a predicted model, not a curated record. The transcript has 2 exons. NCBI's taxonomy places the organism in Eukaryota, Ciliophora, Oligohymenophorea, Peniculida, Parameciidae.
AUGUCAUCAUCGUAGCAAGCCUUUUAGAAACAAUUUGGUAAAUGGACAAAAACAAUAAUGUCUCAUCACAUCUAAAGAGUUUAAUAAACCCUAUUUAGAAGUUAACAGCAAAUACUAAGAGUGGAUAAAUUAUAUCAAUUAACUCAGUAAUUUCAUUAGGCCAACUUAUCAAAACCUUAUCCGUGUUUAAACGAUUAAUAUUUCAUGGAUCAAUACGCCUAUAGCGCUUCCUUUUGUUAUCUAGUAUACAGUAAUGAUGAUCAAGGAGAGAUGUAUUAAAAACUUAAAGAUCUAUGCAGUAUUUUGAGUGAAACAGUUUUAAUGCUCGAUCAAGAUUUUGAUAUUAUGUUUGCAUCAACGGAGGAUGUUCACUUUUUUACUGUUUGGCCAGGCUCUUAUUUGGGUUUUGAUUACAAUCCUCAAAAACGAAUUUGGUACACCAAUCAUUUAGAACAAUCGUCUAAAAAUAAUAAAAGUCGUACUUAUUUUUGUGAGCCUCAUAUCCACUGGACUUGGAAAUUGUUGAUGAUUGCAUAGACCACAAGUUUACUGGAUAUUGAUGGAUCAUUGGAUGGAGUGAUAGCAUCUCAUGUAAACUUCACUUAAUUCAAAUAUUAAGAUAGCGAAGUAAGUUUCACUAUAAUAUAUCCUGACGGUAGAAUUUUGCUUAGCGAAUUAAAUAUUUCAGAAACUUCUUACAUAUAUGAUUACAAUUUAACACAUUUAGAUUAUUAAGAUUAUUAAUAAAUAAUUAAUUAAGCAAAUAAACGUGAUACUAUCAGCAAUUGUGAUUCAAAGGUUUGGAAUGAUUUUGGUUAUUUAUGCAGAAAGAUACACAAUUCUACAGAGGAAGAACUUAUAAAUGCCAAGAUUAUGGAAAAUGAAGGUUUGGUUUUGAUCAUAUAGAGCAAAUUAUCAUAGUAUCAGAAAUAAUUUAAGUAGAUGUUUGACACCUUCUAAAGUGGAAUGUCAUCUAUCUUCUUGGGAACAAUACUUGGCUUCUUUGGAUACAUGUUUUCCUCUGCUUUGAUUACGAGCAUCAUCAUAAUCGUGUUGUUUAACCCAAUCAUUAAAAUAAUCAAUCAAACUUCUCAAUAUGUCUUCAAGGAGAGUGUUUAAAUGCAAUAUAAAUUAUAAAAGAAACCACAACUGAAAUUCUUUAAGAAAUCCACAACAAAUACAUUAAUAGAAUAAUUAUAGACUUCAUUUAACAAAUUAAUCCACAAUUCACUUCAUCAUCAUAAAUCCUCGCUGUGCUUAUGGAUUGAGUAGUUUAGAUACCCUAUCAAAAGGUGGAGAAAGAAGAAAAGCGUAAGGAAAAUAAUGAAAAAACAUUCUUAAUUGCAAGAUAAUCUCUAAAACUAAGAAAUUACAGAUGAAUAAAUUACUUUUGUGUAACAAUUAAUUAAAAGUCAUCAAUCUGAUUAAAGUUCAACACAAAUGUGA